Messenger RNA from Eruca vesicaria subsp. sativa (arugula), 1254 nucleotides. The record is from the annotation of a GenBank genome assembly. Lineage: Eukaryota; Viridiplantae; Streptophyta; Magnoliopsida; Brassicales; Brassicaceae.
CGUCAUUCUUCUUCUCUUUCUCACAAGAAAACUUCAAGAUCCUGUGUUGUUAACCUUCAAACAAGUUCUUGAUCUAAAUCAAAAUUUCUAGGAAGAGUUAAUUAAUCAUUGAUGGGAUUUGUGCGUGUUUAAGAUAUACGUUUAUAUAUGUAUAUAUGUAUGCGGAGGAAAAAAACAAUAUUGUUAAUAGUCAAGAAGGAUUGAGAUUGGAGAUGGCCUUUCCACAGCAUGGAUUCAUGUUUCAGCAACUCCAUGAAGACAAUGCUCAUCACUUACCUUCUCCUACAUCUCUCCCUUCUUGCCCUCCUCAUCUCUUCUACGGAGGAGGAAAUUACAUGAUGAAUAGAUCAAUGUCGUUCACGGGAGUAUCAGACCACCACCAUUUAACUCAAAGAAGCCCGACCACAACUAACAUGAAUGAUCAGGACCAGGUGGGAGAUGAAGACAAUCUAUCAGAUGAUGGGUCCCAUAUGAUGUUAGGAGAGAAGAAGAAGAGGCUGAAUUUAGAGCAAGUUAGGGCAUUAGAGAAGAGCUUCGAGCUAGGGAACAAGCUGGAACCUGAGAGGAAGAUACAGCUUGCUAAGGCCUUAGGGUUGCAGCCUAGGCAGAUUGCGAUUUGGUUUCAGAACAGGAGAGCUAGGUGGAAGACAAAGCAGCUUGAGAGAGACUAUGAUUCUCUCAAGAAACAAUUCGAUGUUUUGAAAUCGGACAAUGAUUCUCUUCUAGCCCACAACAAGAAACUCCACGCUGAGGUAGUGGCAUUGAAGAAACAGGACCGUAAAGAGUCAGGAAAGAUCAAGAGAGAGUCAGCAGAAGCUUCAUGGAGCAAUAAUGAGAGCACGGAAAAUUAUAAUAAUAGUUCAGAGGGGUUGAAAGAUCUUUUCCCUUCUUCAAUUCGAUCUGUGACAACGAGCACGACCUCGGCUCAUAUUGAUCAUCAGAUGCCACAAGAUCAAGGAUUUUGCAAUAUGUUCAAUGGUAUUGAUGAAACGACGUCGGCUGGUUAUUGGGCAUGGCCUGACCAGCAACAACAGCAUCACAAUCAUCAUCAUUUUAAUUGAUUAUAUUGUCCAAGAACAGCAUCAUAAUCCUGAUCAACAUAUCAUUACCAUCGUCAAAAGAAAUCGUUGAUUUUUUAAUUUGAGUAUUUUUGAAAUUAUUUGUUAUUGUUUCAAAUGAUAUUACAUUGUAUUUUUACUCUUUUCCUGUUUAUUUUGGGUUUGUAGAAAGUGGGUGUAUAGAGGAUAUUCAGCA